Penicillium maclennaniae is the source of this 1128-nucleotide messenger RNA. Its product is annotated as cytochrome b5 reductase family protein. The record is from RefSeq and is a predicted model, not a curated record. Gene Ontology annotation, molecular function: oxidoreductase activity. The transcript has a single exon. Bases 1 to 1128 code for a protein of 375 amino acids. NCBI's taxonomy places the organism in Eukaryota, Fungi, Ascomycota, Eurotiomycetes, Eurotiales, Aspergillaceae.
AUGAAUCCUUCCUCGGCGUGCCACAGGGUCCGCCCUGCUAUCCGGUCCACGGCUUUGUCUCGACGCUAUGCAUCGACUUCCUCCCCUAAGUCUGCAAAGAACCGCUGGCUAGGAUUCGCUGUCGUGAGCGCCGCGGCCGCCGGUGCCGGCGCGUACAUUCGAUCGCAGACUCCCAACUCAGGAACUUUAAACCCGGAAACAUUCACAAAGUACAGUCUUGUGGCCCGAGAGCCCGUGUCUGCGACGAGUAGCCUGUUCACGCUUCGCCCGCGAUACCCCAGCGACAGCAACUACGACGUAUACGAAAACGCCUGGCGAACCGGAGUAUGGAGUGUGAUGUUCAAGCAGCCCCAGCUGCAAAUUGGUCGCGAUUAUACACCUUUACCAACAACGGCAGCUACAUCAUUAAGUGUGGACGAAGAGAAUGAAGGCUACCUGCGAUUCUUUAUUCGAAAGGACCCGUUCGGAGAAGUCUCGCGAUACCUACACACGUUGAAAAUAGGUGCAGAUAUUGAGAUGCGAGGACCACAAAUUGAGUGCGCUAUUCCCGAGGAAACGAAUGAAAUACUGUUCAUUGCUGGUGGAACGGGUAUUGCUCCGGCCUUGCAAGCGGGAUAUUCCCUCCUGAGCCGCACGACUAGCGAGAACCGACCGAGAAUACACAUUCUUUGGGCUAGUCGCUUAAGAGAAGAUUGCAUGGGCGGUGAGAGUGACACCGUCAAAGCUCCGUUGCGGCGAUCCUGGUACUCGGGGUGGUUUGGCUCGUCCGAGAGCACUGCCCCCGGCACUCGGGCAGAUGCUGCAACUUCCUCGAAGCAGGCCACUUCUCUCAUUGUUAAGGAGCUAGAGGCCCUCAAAUAUCAAUAUCCGGGGCAGGUUACAGUGGAUUACUACUUGGAUGAGGAGAACAGGUUCAUUGGAAAGCAGGAUAUCUCCAAGUUCAUCGAGUCCACACGUCCUACCGACAGUUUGCGCAAGAGCAAACUGAUAUUAGUAUCAGGCCCUGCAGGAUUCAUCAGCUAUGUGGCCGGUCCCAAGGUCUGGGCACAAGGACAGGAGUUACAGGGACCCGUCAUGGGAGUCAUCAAGGAAUUAGAUCUCAAGGACUGGGGGGUGUGGAAACUCUGA